This is a messenger RNA of Ceutorhynchus assimilis (cabbage seed weevil), 723 nucleotides long. The record is from the annotation of a GenBank genome assembly. Lineage: Eukaryota; Metazoa; Arthropoda; Insecta; Coleoptera; Curculionidae.
AUGACAAAUAUAUCGAUAUUUUACAUUUACUAUGUGGCAGUAGUUUUUGAGGUGCAACUGAUUAUCUUGAUGGAUUAUUUGAGGAAUCUGUCUCUGGAAGGACCUAUUGAUGAUGAAUUGAUUAAACGCCAUUUGGUGGUGGUAAUUGAAAAACACCAUGCACUUAUGAGAUGUUACCAAAAAGUCAGAGACUUAUUGUACGUGCCAUCGAUUUGGAUUGCACUGAGUGGCAUAGUAAUUGUGACAUGUUUUUCAUUUCUCAUAGUAUCUAGUACUUUUGGAUUUUUCAGCACCUACUGCAACUUUUUUGGAAUGAUAGUCACUGUCUCUUUUAUAUGUCAUGAAGUGCAAACACUUGAAGAUAUGAGUGGAGAUUUUUCCAAGGCGCUGUACGAUACAAAGUGGUACCUCUGGAAUCAAAACAAUAGGAAGACAUUUGCUAUAUUUUCAAUUGUCGCAUCAAAACCGCUUUUAUGGAAUCUUACAUUUGAGACUAAAAUUAAUCAUGGAUAUUUGAGAAAGAUUUUGGGACUCAUCUACACCAUAGAAAAUUUUCUGAGGUCAUUUUCAACAUAAUUCAGAAGCCUAGAAGCCUUCAAAGCUGUUAGAGAUCACUGUAGUUCAUAGUGUAAUAGUACACCAUAAUCAUUAUAACUACAUUUUAAUUCAAAAAAGUACAUGGAAGUUCUUAUAAGAACUAAGACAACUGUUUCAUUUCAAAAU